AUGCUACUGUUUUUCGACAACUACAUCGUUCAACUCAACAGGAGAGCUCUGAGAAGCCGCUUCAUGAAGCAGAACUUGAACGAAGGUCGUGCGCUUCUCGUAGGCAAACUCGAAAACGACCAGGUCCGGUUACCUGAGGUGGUCGCCCUGGCCUUAUCUGAAUCCCUUGAUCUUCAUGGUAUCUCUUCUGAUACAUCAAUACGCAAUAUGUUUGAUGUUUCGUAUAUUGAUGAAGGUAUGUUUGUUGUUAUUAAUCAAUUGUCAGUACAAACCAUUUUGACUUUGGACUGA
Molecule: messenger RNA, 291 nt
Organism: Angiostrongylus costaricensis
Lineage: Eukaryota; Metazoa; Nematoda; Chromadorea; Rhabditida; Metastrongylidae
Source: the annotation of a GenBank genome assembly